UCGACUGCGGUGUCAUUGUAUUUGUCAGCAGUCGACAGGUAAGGAACGAAUUAGCGACACGUACCGAGUAAGAAGUUAAGAACCAGGGCAAAAUCCGAGAAUUCAAAACCGCCAUGACAAUCCAGCUGUACGUUGAUCUGAGAUCCCAGCCAUGCCGUGCUGUGGUCAUGUUUCUGAAGCUGACGGAUAUUCCACAUGAGCUUCAAUACAUCGACAUCUUUGCGGGCGAGCACAAGAAGCCAGAGUUCGCAGACAAGUUCCCACUCGAAACACUUCCAGGACUGAAAGAUGGCGAUUUCUACCUCGGUGAAAUGGUGGCCAUAUUCCGUUACCUGAUUAACAAGUAUGCCGACAAGAUUAAGGAUAAUUGGUACCCUAAGGACAUGAAGUCCCGUGCACGUGUGAAUGAGUAUAUCGCCUUUCAUCAUACAGGCACUAGGGGCAAGUGUAUGGCACUCUUCGUGGCUGAGGUAUUUGAUCCUGUUGUAGAUCAGGAAAAAGUCAAGACUGAGGCAGAGAAUCUCAAGCAAGGUCUGGACAAGAUCGAGGGGAGUUUCCUGAAAGAUAAUGACUUCCUCUGUGGCAACGAAAUAUCAAUCGCGGAUAUCAUGGCUGUUUGUGAGUUUGCGCAGUUCACCGUGAACGGUCGUGACAUCUUUAAAGACAACCCAAAGAUGAAGGGGUACAUGGAUAGAGUGAAGGCUUGUCUCCAGCCAGCUUUCGAUGAGAUCAUUGUUAAGUUAUAUGAUUGGAGAGAUUCGCUUGCGAAGUAGACCUUCCGAAGAUUGAGAUUGUGACACGUUCUGCUUCUGAAAACAAAUCUUCAUUUCGUACUGUCAUUAUAAGACCCAUUUCAUACUACAAUCCUAACAUCAGGAUUCAGCCAACAUCGCGAUUUUAUCAAUGGCGAAGUUUCAAGGCUAAGCCCUGCACCGUAAAGGCUCAUACAGAUAUGACGCGGAAAAAACAGCCGCAAACAAAACCGCCGUUGUUUUUUAAGUAUACACGGCAAGAAUGGUAACUACGCGCAACAAAAGACUUGCGCGUAAACUUGAUUGUAAACUUCUCCAAUACCCCAUGUGGGUGACAUGAGAAUAAAUUGUCACUGUCAUUGUCAUUGUCACUGAACUUUAUGUCAUAAUGCAGAAAUGUGACGCGUAUUGUACUUUACGGCAACAUAUUAAAACAAACGCAGCGGUUUUGUCGUUUCUUAUCUGAAGGGGGUUUAACAGCGUAUUUAUAAUAAAAUUGAAGUGCGAUGUUUGGAUUGUAGUGCAAAUUGUAAUAUUUAUUGUUAUAUCUGUGUAUAUUCUUAUACUACUUUUGUAUAUGUCAAUUGAACAAUUUUUUAUAAUGGCAUUAUAUUUAUUCAGUCUGUUCCCAGCUUCACUCAACCAAUGCAAUUUUUGUUUCUUGGGGGUUCAUCUUUUCAUUUUGUAUUUCCAAUGGAAAAUACAUGUAAAACAAAAUAAAAUGUAAUAAAAUUAACUUGCAUGAUCAAAUAUAAUAUAUUAACAAACAUAUUAGGUUUUUACAAUUUGAUAUUGGCGUCUUUUGAUUGCGAUAUUACCUACACUUACAAGCCUGUGAAGGCAAUUAGCACAUGGGCUAAUAAUUAAACUUGAUGGAUCCGGCUGACGCAUCAAAAUGACAGAUCGUAUGCAGACAUGCGUUAACCAAUAAACAGUGACACAUCUCCAAAUACAUUUUCAAUUUUACUUGCAUUUGGUAGACAAUCUUGAGUUUAUAUUGUAAAUCCUUAUUCUUUAAUAAAGUCUAUAAUUGAGAAAACAA
Molecule: messenger RNA, 1794 nt
Organism: Strongylocentrotus purpuratus (purple sea urchin)
Lineage: Eukaryota; Metazoa; Echinodermata; Echinoidea; Camarodonta; Strongylocentrotidae
Product: glutathione S-transferase theta-1
Exons: 5
Coding region: 114-773 (219 amino acids)
Biological process (GO): glutathione metabolic process
Cellular component (GO): cytoplasm
Molecular function (GO): glutathione transferase activity
Source: RefSeq, a predicted model, not a curated record